Molecule: messenger RNA, 3287 nt
Organism: Oncorhynchus mykiss (rainbow trout)
Lineage: Eukaryota; Metazoa; Chordata; Actinopteri; Salmoniformes; Salmonidae
Product: repulsive guidance molecule BMP co-receptor b
Biological process (GO): BMP signaling pathway
Cellular component (GO): plasma membrane
Molecular function (GO): coreceptor activity
Source: RefSeq, a predicted model, not a curated record
GAAGAAAGAGUUUGUGUAUGGGAGGUCAUGAGAGUGUCGAAUAGGGUUAACGAAAAUUUGAAUGGCUUAUUUGAUACGUGAGGCUUAUUUAAAAUAAUAGAAAUGUCGUAAUACUUAGCUUAUUACGAGUUUACUGAGAUAAGUAGAACACGUGACAUCCCGGCAACUUUGAUAAAAAAAAAAAAAAAACACUUUAUAUCGGAGUCGUGCCCGUUUUCACACGCGUACCUGUCCUCUCAUUGGCUAGAAUGGUUCCAACUGAUCUUGCCUCCUCCCGACUGCCUUUUUAAAUACAUGUAUUUUCAUUGUUAGAGUGGCCACUUGAGUAUCUGGUCAACAAUAGAUCAUCUGUGGUAUCCAUCUGGGAAAAUGCUAUAUGGACACUCCUGACCUGCAAAUUGAUAUUUAAUUUCAGAAUCGGUUAAAAUUAGGUUACGGUAAGGGUCAGUUUUAUAUUUUAGUUAGACGUUUGCAGGUCAGCAGUGUCCUUAGGUCUCUCCCAUAGAUCUGAGGAACAGAGAGGAGAGGGGCAGGAUUCUGAGGUGAGGUAUAGAGAGACAGAGACAGGGGAGCCGAGGUUGAUCGCUACAACAACACUCAACUCAGUCAGGACGGAAUAAGCUGCUAGAGACACACUGCGGGGUCUGGGAAGGAAAUCUGUCACAGGGGACGAAGAAGGAGUGAAAGUGUUUAUGUUGCUGGAUGGACUUGUAUUUUUAUAUCGCAACUUAGUUUUUCCCUUUUCCUCUCCUUUCCUUUUCACCGCCCUAACGGAUCGCAUUCCGCGGAGCAGCUGCGCUUUAAUGCCCCUGCGCACUCGAGGAGGAGAAGGAGAACAGAAGGAGGGAGAAGGAGAGCAGAGGCCUGACUUAUCGGAAACCGCUCCGCCGCCCCUCACGCCUCUCCCCCGUGGCUGUCUGUCCCCUCUUCCCUCCUGGCCCUGUAUGGACGGGGAUGGGGAGAACCGGAUGUUGUUACCGCGGGGCUGAGCGCCUCGCAUCCCCACCGAGGGUGCCCCGCCUGCGGCCGUUGCUGGUGCUGCUCCUUGCUCUCUGCUACGGGGCUCACAGAGGUGGUCAUUGCCAGGUGGCCACCCCUCAGUGUCGUAUCCACAAGUGCACCACAGACUUUGUGUCCCUGACGUCUCACCUGACCCCAGCGCUGGAUGGCUUUGAUGUAGAGUUCUGUAAGGCUCUGAGGUCCUACAGCGCCUGCACCCAGAGGACAUCCAAGUCCUGUAGGGGCAACCUGGUCUUCCACUCUGCUGUCCUGGGCAUCUCCGACCUCAUGACCCAGAGAAACUGCUCCCGUGACGGGCCCACCUCCUCCACACACCCCGAGAUGCAAUCAGAGCCCUGCAACUACCACAGCCGCACCCAGCAUGCUCACACACACCCUCACACACACACUCACACGCCGCCAGGGUACCUGUUCUGCGGGCUGUUCGGGGACCCCCACCUGCGGACGUUUAAGGACAGCUUCCAGACCUGCAAGGUGGAGGGGGCGUGGCCGCUUAUUGACAACGACUACUUGUCUGUGCAGGUGACCAACGUUCCAGUGGUAACGGGAUCCAGCGCCACGGCGACCAAUAAGAUCACCAUCAUAUUCAAGCCCUUUGAGGAGUGUACAGAGCAGCGUGUUUACCAGGCAGUAACAGAUGACCUGCCCGCUGCCUUCGUAGACGGUACCGUGAGCAGUGGGGCCCCUGACCACAACGUUAACGGGAAUAACGGUGACUCUACCGGGAAGGCGCUGUGGAUCUCGGAGCAUAGCCCCGGUCGCCACGUGGAGCUGCAUGCCAGCUACAUCGGCGUGACGGUUAUCGUACGGCAGCUGGGGCGCUACCUGACCCUGGCGGUGCGCAUCCCGGAGGAGAUGGCUCAUGCCUACGACGCUACGCAGGACCUGCAGCUCUGCCUGAAUGGAUGUCCUACCUCGGAACGCAUCGAUCGGGGGGGUCACCUGCCCCUCCCUCUACCACAUACAGCCCUGGGCUUACAGCUCCAACAGCCACACGGCCAGGGCCAGUCCUCACACACACACUCCCACACGGCUCCCUACAGUGCCCCCCAUGGGUUCAGUAUGGAGGGUGCGCGGGCACGCUGCAGGGAGCAGCUUGAGGUGCAGGAUAUUUAUUUCCACUCGUGUGUGUUUGACCUCCUGACCACCGGGGACGCUAACUUCACGGCAGCGGCGUUCAGCGCUCUGAAGGACAUGGAGAGUCUCCACCCCCACCGCGAGCGCUGGACGAUCUACCCACCCAGCUCAGCCCACACCUCUCAGCCUAUCACAUGGCUCCUACUGCUUACGCUCUGUGCGCUCGGAUAGGCACUGGUAUAGCGUGAGUGUGUGUUUGUGUAUUUGUAUGUGUGUGUGUGUGUUUGUGUAUUUGUAUGUGUGUGUGUGUUUGUGUAUGUGUGUGUUAAUAUAGAGGUCCUAGCUGAGCUGUAGGAUAAAGUUCCCUCUUGAUGCAGAUCUAAGUUCAGUAUUGUGUUUUUCGCUCUAAUGGUUAUGAUUGGGGAGGGUGACCUAAGCUGAUCCUAGAUCUGUGUCUAGGAGAAACUUCUAACCAGAGCCCCUCUGGAGAUUUACCCUUUUCUUCUUCUUGACUGAACACCCCAAGGCAUAUUACUGCCACAAAUGAGCUGCAAGCCCACAGGUCCAAGCCCACAGGUCCAAGCCCACAGGUCCAAGCCCACAGGUCCAAGCCCACAGGUCCAAGCCCACAGGUCCAAGCCCACAGGUCCAAGCCCACAGGUGGAUUCUGAACAGAUUCCAUGACACUCUUGUACUAUUCCCAACUCUGCUAUGUGGGAUCUAGCAAGCCUUGUGGAGAUUAUGACCUAUCUAUAUGUGAGCAAGCCUUGUGGAGAUUAUGACCCAUCUAUAUGUGAGCAAGCCUUGUGGAGAUUAUGACCCAUCUAUAUGUGAGCAAGCCUUGUGGAGAUUAUGACCCAUCUAUAUGUGAGGAUAACACAUAAAGGAAGACCCCAAUAAACACUCCCAACUUGUGUAUAUUGUAGAAACACACCCCAGACUGUAAAUAGUGUGUGUGAGUAUUGUAUCCAGGAACUCUGAAUGGCGUCGAGUUUUUGUUGUUAUUUUGGCUUGAUUUUGUUGUGAUAGUUUUUUUUAUACCUCAGACAGGAAGUUGAUUUAACAGAAGCACUUUAUUUAUUUUUUGUUGCUAAAUCCACACCAGUGUUCCCCCUCUCUACCCCACCCCCUCAACCUUUCCCCUCUCUCCUCUCUACCCCACCCCCCUCUCUACCCCACCCCCUCAACCU